This is a messenger RNA of Chelonus insularis, 2270 nucleotides long. RefSeq names its product mitogen-activated protein kinase kinase 1 (gene Dsor1). The transcript has 8 exons. The record is from RefSeq and is a predicted model, not a curated record. NCBI's taxonomy places the organism in Eukaryota, Metazoa, Arthropoda, Insecta, Hymenoptera, Braconidae. Gene Ontology annotation, biological process: protein phosphorylation. The coding region runs from base 444 to 1685 and encodes 413 amino acids. Gene Ontology annotation, molecular function: ATP binding; protein kinase activity.
AAAAUAUACAUACAUGCAUGUAUUAAUAAUCACAAAUUGAUGUUUGUAACAAUUAGAAAUUUGUAAUUUUAAAAAUCAUUUGUUUAAAUAAAAACAUUCAACUUUGGUGAAUAGUUUAAAAGUUUACUCCAAAAGUAUAUACUAAUAAGUGACUCAAGCUACCAAACUGUCGAUGAAUAAUUUUUGUGCGUGAUUAGGAUAUUGAUUGACAGUUCAUGUUUUGUUCAUAGCAAAAAAAAAAGAUUUAAAAUAUUCUAUUUUUCCGAUUAUAAAUAGUAUUGUAUUAUGUGAUAAAUUUUCUUAAAUAAUAUCCAAUAAGAUAAUAGCAUAAACAAAUUAUCGAACAGUGUUGAUUAAUGAUUCAUUUAUUGUGUUAAACAAAGUGUUAAAAGGAAAUUAAGAAUUUGGUGAAUUGUUCAAGUUUACGUAAACAAAGUAUUAAAAUGUCAAAAAAUAAAUUAAAUUUGACAUUGCCACCAGGCUCGAUAGAACCUGCUUCAGCAGUAUCGCCAUCACCUCCAGUACCAUCACUUCCUUCUUAUCCGGAACCACCUGUGAUACCUGAUGGAGUUAUGGGUAAAAUAAGUAUUGAUGCUAUACAAGAGAGAUUAGAAGAAUUGGAGAUGGAUGAAGAACAAAGGAAACGACUUGAAAGUUUUUUAGGACAAAAAGAAAAAGUUGGAGAAUUAUGUGAUGAUGACUUUGAAAAAUUAGGCGAAUUAGGAGCAGGAAAUGGUGGUGUUGUAAUGAAAGUUAGGCAUAAAAAAUAUGGUCUAAUUAUGGCGAGAAAGUUGAUACAUUUAGAAGUAAAGCCAGCAAUUAAGAAGCAAAUCAUUCGUGAACUUAAGGUACUUCAUGAGUGUAAUUUUGCUCAUAUAGUUGGGUUCUAUGGUGCUUUUUACAGUGACGGUGAGAUUAGUAUAUGUAUGGAAUAUAUGGAUGGUGGAUCUUUAGAUUUAAUACUUAAAAAAGCUGGAAGAAUACCAGAGCCAAUAUUAGGAACUAUAACAUCCGCAGUACUCAAAGGAUUAAGUUAUUUGAGAGAUAAACAUGCUAUAAUGCAUCGAGAUGUAAAACCAAGUAAUAUAUUGGUAAAUAGUGCCGGUGAAAUAAAAAUUUGUGAUUUUGGAGUUUCUGGACAAUUAAUAGAUUCAAUGGCCAAUUCAUUUGUUGGUACCAGAAGUUAUAUGUCGCCAGAGCGAUUGCAAGGUAGUCAUUAUUCAGUUCAAAGUGAUGUCUGGUCUUUGGGUCUUUCUCUUGUUGAAAUGGCUAUUGGGAUGUAUCCAGUUCCACCACCUGAUACAAAUACUUUAGUAUCAAUAUUUGGUCCACAAGCUCUCCAAGUUUUACCAAAUGAUACAGCAAAUAAUACAUCCACGCCAGCACAAUCUCCAUCUCACAAUGCCAACAGCCCACGGCCUAUGGCAAUUUUCGAAUUGCUGGAUUACAUUGUGAAUGAACCUCCACCAAAAUUACCUCCAGGCAUAUUUACUGAUGCUUUUACAGAUUUUGUUGAUAGAUGUUUGAAAAAGAAUCCUGCUGAACGUGCUGAUUUAAAAACAUUAAUGAAUCAUGAAUGGAUAAGAAAAGCAGAAGCUGAAAAUGUUGAUAUUGCUGGCUGGGUAUGUCGAACAAUGGAUUUGCAACCGACUACUCCUACUCGUUUAGCUAAUGUACAGUCCUGAAUAAAUGUCACUCUUACAUACUUGACAACAUAUAUACGCGUUCAGUACUCUUAAAUCAGUUUUCAAGUUUACUCUGAUUUGAACAGUGGCAUUUUAAGUUGAAAUAUUUUAUUUCCUGAAAUAUAUAAUUAAAUAAAAUAUAAAUCAUAUUAGGAAGAAAUUUGAGAAAUUUAUCAAAUAGUGUACUGUAACUGAUUAUUGGUAAUAACUAUAUUUUUAUGUAGACAAAUACGGAACAAAAGUUAAGAUAAUAAGAAUAAAAAAAGCUAACUGAAAAAUGGAGAAAAAAAUUUUUAAGAAUACUAAAUAAUUAUAUAACUGCUUAAGAUGUUAUCUAUACAUUGUGCGCCACUGUGCUUUAAUAAUUUGUUAACAAUUAUAUGAAUUAUAGUUGUUUAAUUAUAUUAAGUUACCUUAUGAAAGUAUGUAAGACAAAACCAUUAUUAUGUAAAUUGAGUAUAAUAUUGCAGCCAUUGCUAUGUGUUUACUGUGAUAAGAUUAGAGUAACGUUAAAUUAUAGUAAACCAACAGGUAAAUUAAUUAAUUAAUGUAAAAAUAUAAUAUAUGUAUAUGAGUAUAAAACUA